This is a messenger RNA of Cyprinodon variegatus (sheepshead minnow), 4545 nucleotides long. RefSeq names its product runt-related transcription factor 2 (gene runx2b). Lineage: Eukaryota; Metazoa; Chordata; Actinopteri; Cyprinodontiformes; Cyprinodontidae. Gene Ontology annotation, cellular component: nucleus. Gene Ontology annotation, molecular function: RNA polymerase II cis-regulatory region sequence-specific DNA binding; DNA-binding transcription factor activity, RNA polymerase II-specific; ATP binding. Bases 696 to 2090 code for a protein of 464 amino acids. The record is from RefSeq and is a predicted model, not a curated record. The transcript has 8 exons. Gene Ontology annotation, biological process: regulation of cell differentiation; regulation of transcription by RNA polymerase II; hemopoiesis.
UCUUCACUCACACCCUCAAAUCUUACCAAGCUCAGCUCUCCCUGCUCAAAGGCAGACAGGAGCAGCACGGCAGCCUGUUAAAGGAGUUGAGGGAAGGAGCAGCGGAGUCACAGAGAGAGACAUAGACAGAAAGAGGAGAGGGGGGGUUGAAUGACUGAAGGGAGAGCAAGGCAGAAGAGAACUGCUGCCCAUAUGCCGAGAGGAGUAUGGGCGGUUGAACAAGCUGCCCCCACUGAAGCUUCCUGACUCACGGGAGCGUUAGAACCCAAUCCCAAGAGAGCCUGGAAAACGCUGCUGGAUCACGCCUGGUGGGAGAAGGAGGGGAGAGAAAACUCAGAAGGAGAGCAAAGGAAGGAAAAGCCACAACGGUAGGCUGUCCUACUCAGCUGCUGUACCGUGAUGACGUUGGCGGGCAUGUGACCCAGGGUCUCCAGUGACGCCGCAUGGAGGGCAGGAAAGAGACGAGUUUUAAAGCUGGUGCCUUUUGGGUUGUGUGAGGGCUUUGCUCGCCUCCCCAACAACCACAGAACCACAGACGUGCGGCUCGGGGUUGGUGUCUGAGGGCGACCUGGAGUGUAAAUGGUUAAUCGUCACGGGCCAGCACCAGUCACAAGGACGGCGCUAAGCAAGACGUGUCGAGGGUCACAGAAACCACAGAGGAACAAAGUUGGGGCUUGCUGGAACCAGAGGCAGCCAUGGCAUCUAACAGCCUCUUCAGCACAGUGACACCAUGUCAGCAGAACUUCUUCUGGGAUCCCAGCGCCAGCCGGAGGUUCAGUCCGCCGUCCAGCAGCCUCCAGCCGGUCCCAGGGAAGAUGAACGACGUCAGCUCCCCGGCCGGCCAGCCGGACGCGGCGGCCACCGUGCCGAGGCUACGUCCCCCGCAUGAGAACCGAAGCAUGGCGGAAAUCAUCGCCGACCACCCGGCCGAACUGGUGCGCACCGACAGCCCCAACUUCCUCUGCUCGGUCCUGCCCUCCCACUGGCGCUGCAACAAGACGCUGCCUGUCGCCUUCAAGGUGGUUGCCCUGGGGGAUAUACCUGAUGGGACAGUUGUUACUGUGAUGGCAGGCAACGAUGAGAACUACUCCGCCGAGCUCCGGAACGCCUCGGGCGUGAUGAAGAAUCAAGUAGCACGCUUCAACGAUCUUCGGUUUGUGGGCCGCAGUGGCAGAGGCAAGAGCUUCACAUUGACAAUCACGGUAUUCACCAACCCACCACAAGUGGCAACGUACCACCGAGCUAUAAAGGUCACCGUGGAUGGACCUCGUGAGCCCAGGAGGCAUCGUCAGAAGCUUGAGGACACACCAAAAACCAGCCUUUUCUCAGAACGCAUUAGUGACCUUGAAAGGAUGAGGGUGAGGGUCACGGUUCCCACACAAACCCCCCGACCAGCUCUCAACACAGCAGCAAACUCUUUCAACCCACAGGGCCAGACACAGAUAACAGACCCUCGUCAGUCCCAGUCCUCUCCUCCGUGGUCGUACGAACAGACGUACCCGUCCUACCUGAGUCCCAUGGCGUCCCCUUCCGUCCACUCCACCACCCCCCUCUCCUCCAGCCGAGGCACGGGCCUGCCUGCCAUCAGUGACGUGCCUAGACGAUUGCCAGGCUCUUCUGACCUGAGCCCGUUUCCUGGUCAGUUCGAGCGCCAGUUCCCGAGCCUUUCCUCCAUCACGGACAGCCGCUUCUCCAGCCCCCGCAUGCACUACCCGGCCACCUUCACCUACACCCCCCCAGUCACCUCUGCCAUGACCCUGGGUAGCGCCCACUACCACACCUACCUCCCCCCGCCUUACCCGGGCUCCACCCAGAGCCAGAGUGGACCCUUUCAGACCAGCAGCACCCCAUAUCUCUACUACGGCGCCUCCUCCAACUCGUACCAGUUCUCAAUGGUUCCCGGCGGGGACCGCUCACCGUCUCGGAUGGUCCCGCCUUGCACUAGCGCCUCCACAGGCACCUCCCUGGUGAACCCUAACCUGCCCAGUCAGACGGAAGGAGGGGUGGAUGGCGACGGGAGCCACAGUAAUUCCCCAACCGUGCUCAACCCCGGUGGCCGCAUGGAUGAAGCAGUCUGGAGGCCAUACUGAGGAAGACCAGGGGACACACAGCUAACAAGUCAACCGAUGUCGUGGUUUGAAAGCACAAAACCUUUUUUUCAUGUAGUGAAAAGGGGAUUUUCUUGCCUCUCCUCGGCUAUCUCCACCUUCUGCUUGGGAAUUAAUCAGAAAUGAUUUAAAAAAAGAACAGACUAGAACCGACUUGUCUUCCUGGAAUGUGUUUGGACCAAGGCACUAGAAAGGGAGCCAUUCUCACAGCAAUAAUGAGAAAAAUAAACUAUUUUAAUUUUACCAAACCCACCCAGAUGGGACGUUAUUUCCGUUUUAUGGCAGCCCACCAGCAAAGGGAUGCUUAACCGACUAAAGACUGCCCCUUCUUUUUGUAACGUGUUUGUACUUUAUUAAGGCUUUUUUUUUUGCAGAGCAUGUUUUUGUACAACAAUACCAAGAUGCAACCAAAGCACUGAGUAGCAGAUGAGAAGCUUGUGUUACCCAAAGUGGCGUGGACAUUCAUUUUGCUCUAAACCAAUUAAGUUAAGUUGUACAUUGUGGGUUGUGUUGUUGAUGUAGUUUGAAGCAUUUUUUUCUUAGUUUUAACUUAUAAAGCCAUAAAUUAUGUAUUGUAUUUGAAACUUGAGUCGAAGAAGUGUAAUCUGAAUAUUUUUGAUGUAUCUAUAUGUCUAAGUUAAUUUGUUUCCUUUGAUUAGUAAGUUAAGAGGUUUUAUUUCUUUGUUGUUGCUGCGCCUAAAGAUUUAAGUCGCUUGGAAUAUGAAAUCUAAUUUCCAAAGAGUAUUGCAACAUGUUUCUUCUGGUGUAAAAUACAGCAUAACUGCUCGACACAUUAAGAGGCCAACAUCUUCAGUAGGCGUCGACACACAUUUGGCUUAGAAUUAAACCUUUGGUAUUUAUUGAGCAAUAACUCGCAUCGUGCCUCUUGGCGACACAGCAUUAAAGCCAGCUUCGGUGGGGAAGAGAGUAAUUAUCCAUUUAUGGAAAUUUUCUUAUAUUUUGUCUGGUCUGGCGUGCACUUACAAUCUGCUUUUCUUGACAAUAUGAGAAAUCCAAAGUGAGUCCCAGGAUAUAUGCACCUGGAGGUGCACUUUCCAGCAUCAGUUUAGACUUUUAAGGCUCAGUUGUUUUGUGAUACAUGAACUCCUCAGGACUGGAAUAAACCCUGGAUAAUAUCUGCUAUAUCUGCUUUUCUUUCUCGCUCCUUCUUUUUGAUUUUGUUUUUCAUAUCCAGCCUGGCUGAAGGCUCUGCCGAGAUUAUAGCUUACACAUGCCAAGUUUAUUAUAGCUUUCAUAUCAUGUGCAAAAGAUGACUUUGAAAAAGUUUGGGUUUGUGCGUGACACGCAGAGGAAAAAAAAAAAUGUAUGACAUUCCUUCAGGCAUUUAUUUAUCUACAGUUUUUAGAUUUAAUAUCUGACGUCCCAGCCUAAAACAACAUUCUCUUUCAGCACUAUAAGGAACAGUUCUGCGCUGAACCCAAAAAGUGCCUGGGUUCAGGGAAAAAGUGCAAAAACUGAGGUGAUUGGAUUCAGCUGCUGGCAGCACACUGGUGACCAAAAAAAGAAAAUAUGGGAGACUUGUAUGUUUGUUUCAUAAAAGCACUUAUUUCUUGUUUUAUUUCUAGCAGCACUCACGGCUGGCUGCCAGCAGAGCUCGUGGUUUGGGUCCUAAACUCAGCUAUCUCGCCCAUGCAGAAUGGAUAACACUUGGCCAAAUAAACCAUUUACAUCUGACUCCUGUCAGCCAGUUGGUGUUUAUUUAAAAAAAAAAAACAGACUAUUUUUAUUAUUUGGUUCAUUCUAGUAUUUAAUGUGUGCAGGUAAUGUAGCCUCUGCGUUUGUAAAAGUAGAGAAAAUCAUGGUAUCAGCGGGUUCAGGCUUUUCUGAACUCACUUUGUCAUAUUGGAAAAUGUCACAGUGUAUUUCUUCAACUGCCUUAACUCAGACAAUAGAUUCUCUGAAUAAAACCAUGAAAGUGAAAUAUUUAUAAAUCAUUUCUAAACAAGGUUAUUUUACAUUUUUACCCCAGGUCUUGUAGUCUGCCUGUCUUUUAAAACCUAGAAAAUCGACACAGCACUGCCAUCCCACCCUGUCCGCAUUUACUUCUGGUACUUUUUUUCUACAAUAUCAGAAAAAGCUGAAUUUGUGUUUUUUUUUAAACUGUUGGGGAAUAAACUGUCAUGAUGAAACCCUGUAUUAUUUAACAUUCAGUGUGUAUACUUGUACUUUCUGUUGCUCCUAUGUAAAGUUUACGUGUUAUUUCCUUUGUUAUCCUCCUUCACAUGAACACCUGUCAGGAACUAAAAAUCUAAAUGACACAGAUAGAUUUUGCUGGUACGUUUCGUAAAGGGGAUUUAUAUAUAUAUAUAUAUAUAUUACAAGAAGGGACAAGCAGGCCUGACAACAGUGAGUGAAAUUGGCAUUGUGAUUGUACAUUUGUUUAUUUGAAAAAUAAAGCUGGUAUUUUGUAACUUAA